UGUGGAUAUUAUCGGCUGCAUGUUUACCUGCAUCCUCCUCCAGUUGUUGCCGAGCCACUGUUCUCGAGACGUCCUGAACACUCGAAACCAGAACACCAAUCUUGGUUCUCUACGACAAACCCCAUAUUGGGAAUGACUAUUUCGAUCCUUAUCUUGGCCACGAACAUCAUCCGUUUGCUUCGAACCCUUAGCGUAAAACAUCGUUCUUGGAUCUAAACCGAGCACGCACCACCAAGAUAUCACAUAGCGUGCUUCUCCUCGCGUUUGCGCCAACUAUGACCUCUCUCCCAGCUUCCAAAAGCGGUAGCGUUAGUGGUGCCAACGGCGAUAAACGUUUCCAAGUCAACAACAACAACAAUGACCAUGGCUUGCAACCACCGCGUGGUCUGGGUCUAUCCGAACCGCCCAUCUCACCGGCUGUGACAACUGGGACAGCCUCGUCUGGAAACUUUACCGACAUCCAUAUGCGGCAGCUUAUCAGACCGAAAAAGUUCCGAACACUCUCGAACGCCUCGAGCAUCCUCAGCGACAUCUUUAACCAUCCCGAUGCCAAUGAGGACGAGCUAAAGAACAAGAUUAAAGAGGCAAAUGACCGCGAUCGUGAAGCCCUUUACAACAUGAAUGAGUCUCUCCGGAGCACGCCGCCCCCUCCUCCCGAGCCCAUGCCCACCCCUGACGAGGAUAAGAAGCAUCGCAGUGGGUUGUGGGGAUUCUUCAAGAGAAAGUCCUUCAAAUCAGCAAAGAAAAGGGUCAAGUCGGCUCCGCCCAAGAUCGUGGUUCCGGAGCCUCCGGGCGUAGGGAGAGCCACCACAACCACACAUACCACGGAGGACGGCCAUCGUCAAACUGUGAUAUCCAUUCCCGCCCAGCGCACGUUCAACUUGGGACCAGUCCCUAGGUCGCCUGGCUUUGGCCUGUCACCCAAAUCACCCAUCACUGGAACCCCCAUCAGACCGCCGAGGCCCAGCAUCGGUCUAGAGACUCUGGUAGAGCAGCAGGAGUCAAACGAGCGACACGUCCAGGUCCCGGCCAGCGCACCUGUGAUACCUCCGAUUAACGACGGGCUGGGCAUCUCACCUCUACUUCCCAAGGAGGACUUUUCCCGUCUCCACAGGGUUUCCGGAUCCGUAGUCCCGCCGGCCGAGUCACCGCCAGAACUUCCUCAGGCCCAGGAAGCUUCGGUUGGUGUUGAUGGUGAGCUUGGUAGUUCAAACUCGUCGAAAGUGACAUCCUGUCAAGACCAUACCCUACCCGAGUUCGUCUCGCCGGCCAGUCCUCUCCAUCUAAGCGUCUGCCUGUCGACGGCGCAGUCCAGCCUCGAUCGCCGGUCUAAGAUGAGCUCUGGAUUGAAACUCCCUGAUCACACAGACCAUACCGAACGACCCCUGGAUGGAGAAGUUGAGGAAGUCUCUGAGCCAUCGUCGUCGAAUGCCUCUCAUCACGCGAGAGACCAUGCUAGAUCAGUGGAUGUAAGCUCCUUGUCGUCGGUGGCUUCUUCUGACAAACUACGUUUCACCUCGGUGAUGACCGUAGCUGAUCUCAAGCCUUUGUCGUGCAAGAGCAGCAGCAAUUUUGGACCGUCGCAACCAGAGGGGCGAAAGCGACAGAAUGACGAGCCUGGACUGACGAACAGUGUUAGCUCAUCCGAGCCUCUGUCCGGAGUCCCAUCGACAGAAUCUUUUGUCGACUCGUCAACCCCACAGGCGACUCCUCUGUCAGCUCCUUCCAACAAUCUAAGAAGGACCAACGGAAUCAUCUGUCCGCCCUUGCGACUCUCCUCCGACAGUGUCCCACGCUCCGGCUCUCACAUCGAUCUCCUGCAGCUCCGUCACUCUAAGGAAAAAGAGCUCGACACACUGCGCGCCCGGCUUCGCCAGCUGGAGAACAGAAACAGUUGGCUGCUGACGGCCGUGACGAAGCAUCUUCCUGACGGGUACUACGCCUAUCAAGACGACAAAUAUGAUGAUGAUAUGGAAGAGAGAGGUCGCCCACACUCGCGAAGCACCGUCUCCAGCAGCCCAAUUCUGUCCGGUUUCCGAAUGCCGAUUGACGGCAAUGACGAUGACGACGGCAUACUAACCCCGCGAGGAACGCAUUUCAACCUUACGGACCUUACAGACAACGACCCAAGCAGCGAGCGCUGGUCGCUCACCUCUCAACACACCUUCGGCAGCACCACCAUCGACGACAGCGUCGCCGGCACCGGCUUCAGCAGCAGUAACCUGACGAUAGGUUCCCGGCUGACACCGCCCGCGCAGCACACGCAACAUGCUCGCUACAACCCAAGUCCUGUUACCACCCACAAUUCCAGCAGCAGCGGCAGUGGUAACAGAAGCAGCGCCUCCUUGUCAGCGCGACCGACGACGACGACACCAAUCCCGAUCCCGAUACCGCAUUCGAAGCCGACACUCGUCACUCGCUCCUACAAUAUUCCUGUGUUUUGGAGUGGUAGUGUCGGUAGCAGCCGCGGGCAGCCAUUCGGGUCGAUGACGACGACGACAGCAACAGCAGCAACAGCAGCAACGAGUCACGACGUCGCAAACACCUCCAAUAGAACUCUACCGAUCCAAACACGUCCUGUCCUCCCCGCCGGUCGCGAACGAAGUCUACCCCGCGAUCCCCGACUGGCAUCGUUUUCUUCCCGAUCCCGAAGUACCUCCCGAGCCCCCGCCCAGACUCUCCCUCCCUCCCUAACUUACAACGGCCUUCUCCCCGACACGGCAGCGCAAAGAAGAGAAGAGAGGGAAUACAGGAAGAAACAAGAAGAAAUCAUGCGGCGGCUCGCCGAUACCCCCCGCGGAGUUCAGCAGUCCAACACUCUACACCCUAACUCUUCCUCGGCAUCUGUAGGCUCGGUACGACAACUUCAGGGGGAACAGUCAGUUGCCGCCUCCGCUUCAACGUCGGCGAGGUCAACAGCAUUGUAUAACGGGUAUUCAUCAUCUGGUUACGAAAGUGACCAGGGAUACGGAGGAAACAAUAAUGGAAACAAUGGAUACCACGACGGCCGCAAUCCGUUGACGAGGCUACGGCACCUGAGGGAGAAUGUGGGAAGGGCUAUUAGUGGAAUUGGAAUUGGGGUGGCGGUUACUAGUGAUGAGGAUGGGUAUGUUUAUGAUGGGUAUGAUGGUGAUACUUACCAGUAUCACGAACAGAGUGAUGCCGGUUAUGAUAGUUAUGGACACCAUGACUAUGGUGGUUAUAGCAGCUACGAUGGCGAUGGCGAUGGCUAUGGGACGGCUUCUGCUGGUCAUGGGCUAGGACGGGAGCAAGAAAAAGGGGAGGAUCACGAAGGCCGGCAAGAAGGGGAAGAACAACAAAAGGGACGAGACGCAGCAGAAGGAGAAGGAGAAUACACCCUCUCAACCUUUUCCCACCUCUCCAGGCACCCGAACCGCGACCGAUACCAACGCAACGACUCCCCGCCGCCGUUCUCAUUGCCUUCGUGGCCAUCACUGCCAUCACUCCCAUCGUUGCCCUCUUUGGCUGGUCCGAGUCACUCCAGCUUAGAAACAGAAGAAUGGUUCCCUUCCCUCUAUCGAUCUCAUACGCAACAAACACAACAGACAGAGAACGACAGUCAUGAUACUCCUCCCAACCAUCAUCAAUCAACGGCUAACAACAACAACAACAACAACAACAACAACAACAACAACAACAACAACAACAACAACAACAACAACAACAACAACAACAACAACAACAACAACAACAACAACAACAACAACAACAACAACAACAACAACAACAACAACAACAACAACAACCCAACAAGUAACAAGACGAACAAACGAACCCUCAGGAGGAAAACGACAAUUGCCGCAAUGAACGGUAACCGAUCCAGCACAAGUACCAACAGAAACGGAAGCGAAUGGGAUACCCUCGAGCCGUUGAUGCGCGAGCUAAUCGGUAACGGAGCCAACGGAGCCAACGGAGCCAACGGAGCCAACGGAGCCAGCGAAACCGGUAGUGGUGCAAGUGGUAUCGACGACCAGCAAAGCAUCAGUCGUAACGGGCAUGGGGAGGAGAAUACGCCGCCACUGGUGGACAAAGUAUUUGGAUUAGGUCCGAUGGACGAGAAGGAUUUGGAAGAGGAGGCAUUGGAGGGUUCGGUUAAUCUUUUGCAGUGAUUACAUAUGUGGAGGAUAUGGCGGAUAGAUAGAUGUGUAUUCGUGAAGGGAAGGAUGUGGCUUCGAUACAAAUAGUCGUGGAUGGGCAUUUAUGAUGUUGCGAACUUGGGUAGGUAAAUACACUGAUGAGUGAUGGGGCAUAACGAAGCGAUGGGCACAUACAAAGGAGAAGGAGUAAUGACGAUAGAUACAUACCCGAUGCUAUAGAUCUAAUUGUUUUCAUAAGCUCAGAUCAAAGCAUGAAUAAAAAAAGCAACGGACUUCUUCACAACGACCCCCUCACCCUCUCCUCUCUCAACCACCUCCCACUUCCCAUCCCCUCAGCUAUUCCCUCCACCUCCCC
Molecule: messenger RNA, 4473 nt
Organism: Neurospora tetraspora
Lineage: Eukaryota; Fungi; Ascomycota; Sordariomycetes; Sordariales; Sordariaceae
Exons: 2
Coding region: 276-4130 (1284 amino acids)
Source: RefSeq, a predicted model, not a curated record